AUGCUCGCCCUGGAGGCUGCACAGCUGGACGGGCCGCACUUCAGCUGCCUGUACCCAGAUGGAGUCUUCUAUGAUCUGGACAGCUGCAAGCACCCCGGCUACCCCGACUCCGAGGGGGCUCCCGACUCCCUGUGGGGCUGGACCGAGGCCCCGCCCGUGCCCGCGGCCUCCUAUGAAGCCUUCGACCCGUCCGCUGUUCCCUUCGGCCACCCCCAGGGCAUCCAGCUCUGUUACGGACCCUCCACCUACAGUGCUGCGGGGAGUCUCGACCCCAUCCCCAGCCUAGAGGCCCCAGGGCCCGGCUUCCCAGCGUACCCCACCGAAGACUUCGCCAGCCAGACCCUGGGCCCCCCCACCUAUGCUCCGUACCCCAGCCCCGUGCUCUCUGAGGAGGAGGAUCUUCUGCUGGACAGUCCUGCCCUGGAGGUCUCGGACAGCGAGUCAGAUGAGGCCCUCACGGCUGGUCCCGAGGGGAGGGGAUCUGAGGCAGGGGCCCGCAAGAAGCUGCGCCUGUACCAGUUCCUGCUGGGGCUGCUGACGCGCGGGGACAUGCGCGAGUGCGUGUGGUGGGUGGAGCCGGGCGCCGGGGUCUUCCAGUUCUCGUCGAAGCACAAGGAGCUGCUGGCGCGGCGCUGGGGCCAGCAGAAGGGCAACCGCAAGCGCAUGACCUACCAGAAGCUGGCGCGCGCGCUGCGCAACUACGCCAAGACCGGCGAGAUCCGCAAGGUGAAGCGCAAGCUCACCUACCAGUUCGACAGCGCGCUGCUGCCCGCCGCCCGCCGGGCCUGA
Messenger RNA from Talpa occidentalis (Iberian mole), 789 nucleotides. It is a transcript of the gene SPIB, whose product is annotated as Spi-B transcription factor. The transcript is spliced from 6 exons. Gene Ontology annotation, cellular component: nucleus. Bases 1 to 789 code for a protein of 262 amino acids. Gene Ontology annotation, biological process: cell differentiation; regulation of transcription by RNA polymerase II. Lineage: Eukaryota; Metazoa; Chordata; Mammalia; Eulipotyphla; Talpidae. The record is from RefSeq and is a predicted model, not a curated record. Gene Ontology annotation, molecular function: DNA-binding transcription factor activity, RNA polymerase II-specific; sequence-specific DNA binding.